Messenger RNA from Anopheles merus, 396 nucleotides. RefSeq lists its product as uncharacterized. Bases 121 to 396 code for a protein of 91 amino acids. The transcript is spliced from 2 exons. The record is from RefSeq and is a predicted model, not a curated record. Lineage: Eukaryota; Metazoa; Arthropoda; Insecta; Diptera; Culicidae.
ACCAUCAUACCUGUUUUCUAUACACUUUGUUGCUCAAGUGACGUGAUUCUUUACGAUGUCUAAUUUUGUGAAAUAAACAUCUGGUAAAAACUUUCACAAUUUGCCCGUGCAUUAUCUAAUAUGCUACAGAAGAAGGCCCGUCCAGGGUACAAGAAGAUCAUCAAAACCUCCGCCAAAACGCUGAUUGUUGUCGAAGCCCUGCUGUUUGCCGUGUCGUACGCGGGCUGGUACCGACUGAACACGAAUCGCGAGUUCCGGUACUACGUGAAGGAAAACUAUCCGAGCAUUUUGGAAGCUUACUACCAGCUGGGCGAAACACUCGGCGGUGACAAGAGCAUUCGCACGUACGACGACAACGUUUGGCAACAGGAGCAGCAGCAGGCGGCGAAGAAGUAG